Molecule: messenger RNA, 6770 nt
Organism: Phascolarctos cinereus (koala)
Lineage: Eukaryota; Metazoa; Chordata; Mammalia; Diprotodontia; Phascolarctidae
Gene: SCUBE1
Product: signal peptide, CUB domain and EGF like domain containing 1
Biological process (GO): signal transduction
Cellular component (GO): cell surface
Molecular function (GO): calcium ion binding
Source: RefSeq, a predicted model, not a curated record
UCAGAGAUCCAGCGGGGCCGGGCGGGCGGCCGAGCAGCUGCGGUAGCUGCAGCAACAGCAGCAGCAGCAGCAGCGGCGACCGCAGCGGCAGCGGCAGCUCCAAGAGGCAACUAGAGAGCCAGCGCCAGCCGAGGAACCCGGGAGUCAGCAAGGGAGGGAGCGCGAGCCAGCCCCGCGGCCGGACCCUCGGAGCGCCCGGCCGCUCGCCAGUGCAGUCGUCUGCCCGGGCCGGGCCGAGCGUGGCCUCAGCAUGGGGGCUGCAGCCCUGCCCUGGCACUGGUGCCUGCUUCUCGUCCUCGGCGCCCCGGGCCGCCUGACCAGAGCCACCGGGGCCCCAGACACAGAUGAGUGCGCCGAGGGGACGGAUGACUGCCACAUUGAUGCGAUCUGUCAGAACACCCCCAAAGCUUACAAAUGCCUCUGCAAGCCAGGGUACAAAGGGGAAGGCAGGCAGUGUGAAGACAUAGAUGAAUGUGAAAACGAUUACUACAAUGGUGGCUGUGUCCACGAGUGCAUCAACAUCCCAGGGAACUACAGAUGCACCUGCUACGAUGGCUUCAUGCUGGCUCACGAUGGUCACAACUGUUUGGAUGUGGAUGAAUGCCUGGAUAACAAUGGCGGGUGCCAGCAGAUCUGUGUGAACACAAUGGGAAGCUAUGAGUGCCAGUGCCGGGAGGGCUUUUUCCUGAGUGAUAACCAACACACCUGCAUUCACCGCUCCAAUGAGGGUAUGAACUGUAUGAACAAAGAUCAUGGGUGCGCACAUAUCUGCCGAGAGACGCCCAAAGGUGGGGUUGCCUGUGAAUGUAGGCCUGGCUUUGAACUUGCCAAAAACCAGAGGGACUGCACACUAACCUGUAACUAUGGAAACGGAGGCUGCCAGCACACCUGUGAUGACACUGAUACGGGGCCUGUAUGUGGCUGUCAUCAGAAGUAUGCCCUCCACUCCGAUGGCCGGACAUGCAUUGAGAAGGAUGAGGCUGCAAUUGAGAGUACUGAGUUCAAUACCACGUCAGUAGCUGAUGUGGACAAGCGGGUGAAACGGCGCCUCCUCAUGGAAACAUGUGCUGUCAACAAUGGAGGUUGUGACCGCACCUGCAAGGACACAGCCACAGGAGUCCGCUGCAGCUGCCCGGUGGGGUUUACCCUGCAGCCAGAUGGGAAGACGUGCAAAGACAUCGACGAGUGCUUGGUGAACAGUGGAGGCUGUGACCAUUUCUGCAGGAACACAGUAGGCAGCUUUGAAUGCAGCUGCCAGAAAGGCUAUAAGCUUCUAACGGAUGAACGAACCUGUCAAGACAUAGACGAGUGUUCCUUCGAGAGGACCUGCGACCACACCUGCAUCAACUCCCCAGGCAGCUUUGAGUGCCUGUGUCACCGAGGCUACACGCUGUAUGGCCUGACCCACUGUGGAGAUAUCGAUGAGUGCAGCAUCAACAACGGCAGCUGUGACUAUGGAUGCAUCAAUACGAUGGGCAGCUCGGAGUGCUCCUGUCCUGCUGGCAGGAAGCUCCACUGGAAUAAGAAGGACUGCGUUGAGACAGUGAAAUGCCUCCCUGGUGCAAAAGCAGCCCCUCGAAUCCAGCUGGCCUGCAGCAGGACUGGGGGCCUGGAGACCUGCUUCCUGGCCUGCCCAUCCAACACGCUCUUCCUUCCAGAUUCGGAGAGCAGCUACUCCCUGAGCUGUGGCGUCCCGGGACAACAGGGCAAGUCUCAGCAGAAACGCAACACGACCGUCCCCAGCUGCACAGAUUCUCUGGUUCCCCCCGUCAAGCAGAAAGCCCGCUUCAAAAUCAGAGAUGCUAAAUGUCACCUGCGGCGACGUAGCAAGGAUAAGGUGAAGGAGGUGGGAAAGCAAUCACUGCUAGACAACUGCCAAGUGACCUUUGUGAACCUGCAGUGUGACUCAUCCAAGAAGAAGCGUCGGGGCCGCAAGUCUCCUUCAAAGGAAGUGUCCCAUAUCACUGCCGAGUUUGAGGUAGAGGUGAAGUCUGAUGAGGUCUCAGACACCUGUAACACUGAUUGUGUCCGGAAAAAGCUGGAGCAGAAGUUGCAGGCCGCCAUCAAAACACUGCGGAAAUCUAUUAAUAAACAGCAAUUUUACCUUCAGUUUUCGGGUACAGACUAUGAAGUGGCCCAGAAACCAGCUAGAACUCCUGAAGGGCAGGAAACGUGUAGCCCUGGCCUGGUGCUGCAGGACGGGAAGUGUGUGACCUGUGGACCAGGCACCUAUUACAGCGGAGAGCACAGUGAGUGCCUUCCUUGCCUGCCAGGAACCUAUCAAGAUACAGAAGGUCAGCUCACCUGUGAGCCUUGCCCAAGUAACGAUGGCCAAGGCGUAGCAGGCGCCCGAAAUGUGUCCGAAUGCGGAGGACAGUGUUCUCCUGGCUUCUACUCAUCCGAUGGCUUCAAACCUUGCAGGCCAUGUCCUCUGGGCACCUACCAGCCCGAGCCAGGACGCACCCUGUGCUUCCCCUGUGGAGGGGGGCUGGUGACCAAGCAUGAAGGAGCUGUUUCAUUCCAAGACUGUGAGACAAAAGUCCACUGUUCUCCUGGACACUCCUACAACUCCUCCACCCAUCGCUGCAUCCGGUGCCCUGUCAGCACCUACCAACCAGAAUUUGGUCAGAACUACUGCAUAGCUUGCCCUGGUAACACAAGCACCGAUUUCGACGGCUCUACCAACGUCACUCAUUGUAAAAACCAGCACUGUGGAGGAGAACUGGGAGAUUACACUGGCUACAUCGAGUCUCCCAAUUACCCUGGUGACUACCCAGCCAACGUGGAAUGCAUAUGGAACAUCCACCCUCCACCCAAGAGGAGAAUUCUCAUUGUGGUGCCAGAGAUAUUCCUGCCCAUCGAAGAUGAAUGUGGCGAUGUUUUAGUGAUGAGAAAAAGUUCUUCCCCCACGUCCAUCACCACUUAUGAAACGUGCCAGACCUAUGAGAGGCCCAUAGCCUUCACGUCCCGGUCUCGAAAGCUCUGGAUUCAGUUUAAAUCAAAUGAAGGAAACAGCGGCAAAGGAUUCCAAGUACCCUACGUGACCUACGAUGAGGAUUAUCAACAGUUAAUAGAAGACAUAGUUCGAGAUGGAAGGUUGUAUGCGUCAGAAAAUCAUCAAGAAAUUUUAAAAGACAAGAAGCUGCUUAAAGCCCUCUUCGAUGUGUUGGCACAUCCUCAAAACUAUUUCAAAUACACGGCACAAGAGUCCAAGGAGAUGUUCCCCAGAUCGUUCAUCAAGCUCCUGCGGUCCAAAGUUUCCAGAUUUCUGCGACCGUACAAAUAACCUUCCUAGAGCUGGGCGAUCGGGGGAUGGCUGGGGGCAUUGGGGUCCAGUUGGUUGGAGAGAGAAUUUUUUUUGCCUUGCAUUUGUGUCAAAUAUUCUAUUUCCCUCCACAGUAGAAACAUUUGCUGACUGUGAAACACUCUUCCAGAACUCUUGAACUCAGCACCCUAGUGAAGAAUCUGGCUAACAUUUUAUAUUCAUUAAAGGCCCAGGAGGGUGGAUAUUUUUACCUGGAAGAGAAUAUGAGGAGCCAUGGGCAGGCCCAGAGGAAGACACUGUUGCAUGCAUACCGGCAGCAUCCAUUUUCAGCAAUCUGAAAAUGUCUGGUUGGAAAAACACUUCUUUGCCCCAAACCUCUUUAUUUCCUAGGAAGCCAUGCAGUACCUUUCUUCUGAGCCAAGGAGAAAGUCUUUAAACCUGAUCAACUGAUGCCAAUACACUGUGGGAGGGGAGGAAGUAUGAAGAAGUAUGAAGAAACAGUGUUUGGAAUCUGAAUUGCACCUGAACUCUGCAUUUGGAAUUUUCAGGGGGGAAGGAAUUAAAUUGUGAUGUUUCUCCCCUUAGUUUCCUGUAGACUUGGGUAUAGUAGAAACCAAACAAGAAAAGACCAGGGAAUAUGGAUAUAUAACUUGUUUCACAAUCUACCAAAAAUUAAGCUCAGCACGUGCAGGUUUUAUCUGCUGUCUUCUAUUUUUCUUGAGAUCUCAUUCCCACACCCAACCUCUCCUGCUGUGGACACAGUGACUAUGUUUGUCUGCUAGUUGGACUCUGAAGAACUUUAAAAUACAAUGGAUUAAAAGUUGUGGAGGGGAAGGGGGCAACAGAUGUUUUCCCUCACCACAAAAGAGCAUCUUAAUUAAGUGCUAUAUAUAUAUAAAUAUAAAUAUAUAUAUAUACUUCUAUUUGUGGGUACAAUAGAAACACUACCUUUAGUGACUGUAAAUAUUAAUUACACAGACAUUUCUUCUCCCAAAUACAACAUACAGACACACCCUUUUUCUUAGCUUUCCUAAAAUGUUAAAUCCCUGUUCCAAGGCCUCACAACUUGACCUUUUUCCCAAAAACAGAGUCUACUGAGUUUGGGGAAGUACAAUUUUUCCUCAGUUAGUCUUUUCAAUCUUAACUUAUUUGGUAAAAUUAAAUAACCUCCCAUUUCUCUAUUGCUUUAAGGAAGUGCAAGUAUUACCCCCACCACCACCACUACUACCAUUCCAUGGAGAAAGAAACCAGUUCAGACAGAUGAAGUCACUUCUUAGCCUGUUAGGAGCAAGGGAGCUCAGACGAACCUGAAAGAUGUUCGAGGUCAUUGAUCUCUCCAUAAGGCUCCCUGAGGGCUAUAGACUGACCUAGGAAGCCACAUGUUACCAUUAGCUCUGUUGUAUUGUAUUUUUAUUUAUUUUGCUAAAUAUUUCUCAAUGACAUUUUAUCAGGUUCUGGUUGCAUUCCCUGGCCUGAUGUUUGACAUCUCUGCUCUAGGUGACCCCUCUUAUAUCACAGAGGAGAAAACUGAGAUUGUAUAGGGAAAAGGCCUUUAUUGUCCAGAGAGAAUUAGUCUCUGGGCCUGGAUUCAAACCCAGACCUCUCAUAGCCAAGGCCAGAACACUUUCUCCUUCCACUGCACUGCCUCUAGAAGCAGAAACACUUAUGAGACAUUUGGAACGCUGCUACUGGCAAACUUCUAAAUGCUUAUGCUCAGUCACCGGAGAACUAUGUAAGAACUCACUGGUUGGUAUUGAACUGGUCUCCCUUGAAACCUGUUCAAGGGAAUUUAGUGAUGAAUUAUGAGACUGUGGCCUUGCAUUAUUACACCCUCAGGAUAUUAUAAGGAAGUUUGAUGUAUUAACAUUGCUGACUUAUAUUCUAUACAAAGAACCCUGGUUAAAGAGUCAAUCCUUUAAAACAAAAUAUCCUAAAAUAUCAGAGCUAGAACAGACUUUCAAGGUCACCUGAUCAAAUAUCUAUUUACAUGCACGGUGCCUGGCACAUAUUAGCCACUAUAUAAAUGCUUAUUCCCUUCUCCUUCAUUUAUAGGCAAGGAAAGCGAGGUGCACAGGGUGGGAGAGAUCUCAUCCAAGGUCACACAGACACCAGGACUUAAACCCAAGUUUUCAGAUCCCAGAGUUCCUUCCAAUACACAAUAUAGCCUUCAUCUAAAAUAUUUUCCCCUUAAAAAAGAAAGAUUCCAACAUCAAAGGGCCUAAAUUAUUAAAAUUAAAUCAUCUGCCACUCAAGUUCAGUUGUCUUUGCCCAUAGAAUCACUUAAUUUUAGAACUAGAAGAGACCUUGGACAAGCCCCUCCUAUGAACACACUAAGGACGGCUAAGAGCUCUAGUCCUUCCAUCGUGAUGCAGCCCACCCUUCUGGGGCUGGACGACCCUCAUUACCAGCAAUACCUUUAAGCAAAUGGGCUGAUCAACUGCCCCUGAGUAUAGAUUAUAAUUACAUCACUGCUGGUUUAUUUUUUUAAUUACAUCCUUUAGGAUCUCAAGGAUUCAUUAAUUCACUGGUAGGGACACUGCAAGCUUGAGUAGAACGUCUUCAUGAGGCAAUGUGUCCGUGGAGGGCCUGCCACUAUGAUGCACCUCUCUGCACUCCAAUAUACUAAUGCCCAGUGCAUCCCCAGGCCCGUACUCAAAGCCUGCCCAGCUCGACAGGGCAAAGCUGCCAGAGCUUGCACUCCAAAGGCACAGACUCCAAGACACCAGGGUUCUAAGGCAUAAUGAAGCAUCAACGGAAGGGAGGAAUUUCAUGGAUAGCUUAAGGGAAGGAGAGGAUUUUAAAGUGACCUCUGAAUCACUCAAGUACCCUCCUCCAUCAAGUGAAGAGCUAUCCUAAAUGAUCUCCAAGAUCUUUUCUAACUCAACAUUCCACGUUCUCAAGUCAAUUCCAGCUGUUACAUUUGGUGUUUUCAAUUCCUUUCCAGCUGGAACAUUGUGCAUCGUAUGGUCCCUUCCACUUCAGACUCCUCGUAUGCUAUCUAUUGCAUCACCAUUUUCUUCUAAGCCAGUGACAGAAACAUCCAAAAGCCAGUUUGGAAUGACUGUGCUCGGGGGAGUUUCCUAGCAGACAUGAGACCUGUCACCAUGGAAAAGAGGCGCUUGGGUACAUACUGAAGGACAUGAAACUUGCUGUGUUUUAUACCCCAGAUUAUGUCAGUUACUGGUAAGAUUCAGACUGUGGGCGAUAUCUGGCAAGGUUCUUCAUGAGACCACAGGCUUUAGAGCUGGGAGGAGCCACAAGGAUCAUCUGGUCCAGAUGCCUUAUUCUACAAAGGUAGCCAGAGAAGGGAAGCCACUUAACCACAUCCCUUGACUCUAAAAGCAGGACCCCUUCCUUCAGCACCCUGACGUUUCCUAUUUAUUCAGCCUACAGAAGAAGCCUCCAGGGAAAAGAGUUAGUCUCUAGGUUUAAUCUGUGAGCUAAGUGACCUCAAAAAAUAAUCAUUGAGUUGAAAUAAACUGAAUUGAACUGGGUUGAUUGAGAA